Alternaria viburni is the source of this 1335-nucleotide messenger RNA. RefSeq lists its product as uncharacterized. Bases 1 to 1335 code for a protein of 444 amino acids. The transcript has 3 exons. Gene Ontology annotation, biological process: carbohydrate metabolic process. The record is from RefSeq and is a predicted model, not a curated record. NCBI's taxonomy places the organism in Eukaryota, Fungi, Ascomycota, Dothideomycetes, Pleosporales, Pleosporaceae. Gene Ontology annotation, molecular function: hydrolase activity, hydrolyzing O-glycosyl compounds.
AUGCCGCUUAACGACGGCAAUGUCAUGGUAGCAUCCGGAGGCCUAUUUGCACCCACAAUCCGUUAUCACAACGGCACCUUCUACAUCGUCUGCACCAACUGCUAUCCCGAAAGCAACAACUGGCGAACAGACAAUUUCCUAAUUCACACAAGAGACAUCUGGUCGGAUGUCUGGAGCGAUGCGAUACCCUUUGAGUUCUACGGCAUUUACCCUUCUCUCUAUUUCGAUGACGAUAAUCGCGCCUACAUUCAGGGCUCAUGGAUGAUGAACCGCAUAAGGGAGCCUACUUGCACGAUCAAGCAAUUUGAGAUCGAUGUGAAUACCGGACAAGCCUUAUCUGAGACCCGAGAAAUCUUGGGUGCCUUUCCAGAUGGCGAUGCCGAAGGCCCCCAUAUCUACAAGAAAGAUGGCUGCACAGGGCAGAACGUUCGCACACCACAUGCUAUCAAUGGCACGCUCGAGAGAUAUAUGGGGCCCAAUAUCGGCCACGGUGAGAUCUUCCAAGACGUGAAUGGGGAAUGGUGGGCGGCAGUUUUAGGUGUACGAGGAGACCAGGAGUCAGCACCGAUGGGACGCGAGACCUUUCUCACAACAGUCGAGUGGCCGCAGGAUGAAUGGCCCACGAUAGAGCAGCCACAGAUGUCGUUCAGCACACCGCGCACAGUGCAGAUGGGUUUCGCCGCUGCACAGUUGCUCAAGAAUGUCCGGCAACUCAAGCCUCACAUCGACGACGUAUACCUGCACAAGCCCCUACGACGACCCUACAAGAAGGCUUCCUCAAUAACCCUCACACCCACCACUUCGAGCCUCUCCGCCGCAUCAGCACCCCUAGCCCUACUCGCCCGCCGCCAACGAAGCAUAACAACCAUCGCAACAGCCACCGUCCUCCUCGACAACGAAGCCACCCACUCCAACGCCAUCGGCGGCCUAACCAUCUACAAAGACCCCCUCCGCCACGCCAGCAUCUCCGUCUGCCUCUCCACCCGCCUCAUCCACGUCCACUUCGUCGACGCAUCCAAAGACUACGAAUACACUGCCUCCUACCCCGAACCCGUUUCCCGCUCUUCCACCGCCGUCGACCUCCGCAUCAUAGCCGCAGAAGAGCGGUAUGCGCUCGAGUUCCGCGAUCCAGAAAGAGAUAGGCGGUGGAACCAGGUCGAUGUGGUAGAUACGAGGAUGUUGAGUGCGAGGGAUUUUACGGGCACGGUUAUUGGUAUCUUUGCGCUGACGGAUGGGAAUGCGACGCCGAGUGUUAGUCCGAGGGAUGGAUGUGAUAGUGGGAGCGAUGUUACGGAUCAGAAGGUUACGUUUCGGGAUUUUGAGGUCAGGCGGUAG